Messenger RNA from Eremothecium gossypii ATCC 10895, 2424 nucleotides. RefSeq names its product Mpt5p (gene MPT5). Gene Ontology annotation, biological process: post-transcriptional regulation of gene expression. Gene Ontology annotation, cellular component: cytoplasm. Gene Ontology annotation, molecular function: mRNA binding. Bases 1 to 2424 code for a protein of 807 amino acids. The record is from RefSeq and is marked provisional. The transcript has a single exon. NCBI's taxonomy places the organism in Eukaryota, Fungi, Ascomycota, Saccharomycetes, Saccharomycetales, Saccharomycetaceae.
AUGCCCUAUACGCACCAGCCGCAGCUGUCGAUCAACUCAAUCCAGUCGCUGGUGGAGCCGGUGACGCCUCCUCUGGGCCAGAUGAACAACAAGCAGAACCAUCAGAGAACCAACUCGUUGGAUCUGUCGGGGUUCAACCAGUUCAUGGCGAGCAACUCGCCGAUCAACUUGCCUACGCUGUCGCCGAUGAGCGGCGGGAUGCUGUCUUCGGUGGCAAAGCCGCGGAUCUCGUCGCUGCCACUGAUCACAGAGUUCGACACAGCGUCGGUGGAAAGCUCCGCGACCCUGAUUGCGGGUGAAACGCCGUAUGGUGCGGCGCUGCCGGCGCUGCGCAGUGUGAGCGGGUCGACGGUGGCGUCGAACGCUGGCGCGGCGUCGGCUGGCGCGGCGGCAACGGCGCGCUCGUCGUCGUCAGUCUCGUCCGCCACCUCAGCAAGCACAGGAGCGCAGGGCUGCAACCCGGACCUAGGCUCCUUGCCGAUCGAAGAGCUCGAUUACCUGCAGCUGGCGACGGACCAGUACGGCUGCCGCUUUUUGCAACGCAAGCUAGAGAACCCUGCGGAGUCCAACCAGGUGCGCGACCUGAUGUAUUCGCAGAUCAAGCCAUACCUGCUGGACCUUAUUUUGGAUCCGUUCGGCAAUUAUCUCAUUCAGAAGCUGUGCGAAUAUCUCACUCUGGAUCAGAAGACGUCCAUGAUCCAAGACAUAUACACCCAUGUCUUUGAAAUAUCGAUUAACCAGUAUGGUACUCGCUCUUUGCAGAAGAUCAUUGAUACGACUGAGACAGAGCAGCAUAUCGACAUGAUUGUCAGCGGGUUUUCGCAGCAGUUUACUUCCAUCAACCAAGUGGUAACUCUUAUCAACGAUCUCAACGGGAACCAUGUUAUCCAAAAGUGUAUCUUCAAGUUUCAGCCAACUAAGUUUGACUUUAUCAUCGAUGCGAUUGUCGAAAAAGACAAUAUCAUCAAGAUUUCCACGCAUAAGCACGGCUGCUGUGUCUUGCAGAAGCUCUUGAGUGUGUGCACCUUGCAACAAAUCUUCAAGAUUUCUGUCAAGAUAAUCCAGUACUUGCCGGGGCUCAUCAAUGAUCAGUUUGGCAACUACAUAAUUCAGUUCCUGUUUGAUAUCAAGGAGCUGGAUUUCUACUUAUUGGGUGAGAUUUUCAGCAAGCUGUCGCACGAGCUGUGCCAGUUGUCCUGUUUGAAGUUCUCUUCCAAUGUUGUUGAGAAAUUUAUAAAAAAGUUGUUUCAGAUUGUUCAUGACUCUCUCACAAACCCUUCAGCUUCAGCUUCACCUCCUAUCAAGGUUGUGAGUAAUGGUUCGCACUCGUACCAACAUCAGGCAGACGAUGUCGUCAAUGUUGCGAUGGGGAUCCUGCUAACUAUCACAGAUAUCUUUACUGCAAAUCUGAAUGUGCUGAUCAGGGAUAACUUUGGUAACUACGCCCUUCAAACUUUACUUGAUGUGAAAAACUACACUCACCUGUUGGAGAUUCCUGGCAAUAACUAUAUCCAUAGCUCUCCUAGAUUGACUAAAUUCAGUCAUGAAUUUACGCUAAAGGUGGGCAACCUGAUUGUGUUGACGAAGGAGCUAUUGCCAAGUAUCAAGACCACUUCGUAUGCUAAGAAAAUCAAGUUGAAAGUGAAGGCAUACGCCGAACUAACCGGCGUAUCUUUCACUGACCUCUCUCCCAAGAAGGGCCAACAGAAUGCACCCAAUGGUAUUGCUUCUGGAAGCUCAGCUGCUAACGGGGGGUGCUCUCAUCGCAAGCAGCAUGCUCGGCACUACUCCUUACCGGCAAAUUCCUUUAGGCACCAGCGCAGUAACAGCACUAUUUCAUUAUCUGGUGGUUACCAUGGGCAGCAAGGGCACCCACAGCAACAGGUGAACAUGAUGCGCCUACCUCAAAAGUUAAAUUUCAAUAUGUCCCAGCUUUCGCAGCAACAGCAUCUGUCGCAGCAGGCUGUAUUCAACCAACUUCAGACGCAGCAGCAACAUGUACAGCUUGUCUCUCCUUCCCAUCAGGCUAUGAAUAUGCCAUCGACUUACCAGCAGCAGCCCCAGAUGCCGCCUCAACCGGAAUAUCUCUCUAUGAACUUCACGAACGCUACGCCAGCAUAUGCCUCAGGUGAGACCCAGACCACUUCGUUUGCCGACCCGUUUACGUACGAGCAACAGCAGAAACAACAGUGGCAUCAGCACCGACAGCAACAGCUCCAACAGCAGCAUUCGUCCGUAUCCCAUAUGCGCCAUAACUUAUCCGACGCGGGCCUGUUUUCACAUCAGGCUGCAUCAUCAUCGGCCUCUAAUCUAAUGGCGAUGAACAGCGGAGCUGCUAGUCCAACUCCCCAGCAGCCAAUGUACUUGACAAACGCCGCGGCUAUGGAAUACGACAUGCACUUAGGUAACGGAUUUUACCGCUGA